Molecule: messenger RNA, 1218 nt
Organism: Aricia agestis (brown argus)
Lineage: Eukaryota; Metazoa; Arthropoda; Insecta; Lepidoptera; Lycaenidae
Gene: hoip
Product: NHP2-like protein 1
Exons: 5
Coding region: 101-1171 (356 amino acids)
Biological process (GO): mRNA splicing, via spliceosome; maturation of SSU-rRNA; ribosome biogenesis
Cellular component (GO): small-subunit processome; precatalytic spliceosome; U4/U6 x U5 tri-snRNP complex
Molecular function (GO): RNA binding; metal ion binding
Source: RefSeq, a predicted model, not a curated record
GUUCUGUGGUCAAAAUUGUCAAAAUUGUGUGGUUGGUUUUGGUUGUGGUUAGUUUGUUGCUGAAUUUUAUUUUAAUAAAUUAGGAAAACUAAAAAAAACUAUGGAAGUAAUUGUGGCAAAUGUGGAUCAUAUAAAAUUUGAUAUAGAUUUUGCCCUCGAGCAACAAUAUGGAGCGCUACCACUACCGUUCCCCGGAAUGGACAAAUCUACAGCGGCUGUGUGUGAGUUUUUUGGUACACCGGUGGGCUGUAACAACGGCCCACAGUGUCCCUACAGGCAUGUACGAGGCGAUCGAACCGUCGUAUGCAAGCAUUGGCUCAGAGGACUGUGUAAAAAGGGCGACCAGUGCGAGUUCCUGCACGAGUAUGACAUGUCCAAAAUGCCUGAGUGCUACUUCUAUGCUAGAUUUAAUGCUUGUCACAACAAAGAAUGUCCAUUCCUGCACAUAGACCCUGAGAGCAAAAUAAAGGACUGUCCAUGGUAUGACAGAGGUUUUUGCAGACACGGGCCUCAUUGCAGACACCGCCAUGUCAGAAGAGUAUUGUGUAUUAACUACUUGGCUGGAUUCUGCCCCGAUGGCUCCGGCUGUAAAUACAUGCAUCCAAGAUUUGAAUUACCAGCACCUCCUGAACAAACCAAGGAUGCCAAACGUCUUCCAGUAUGUCACUAUUGUUCCGAGGUGGGACAUAAAGCGUCACAUUGCCACAAGAUGCCUCCUGAGCAAAAGGAGCAAGCUCAAAAACAGGAAGAAGCUAGAUACCGAGCUCUUGGGUAUGUCAAGCCAGCCGAAGAAGGUAACGUUAAUCCCAAAGCCUACCCCUUGGCGGACGCGGCGCUGACCGCUAAGAUUCUGAAUCUCGUGCAGCAGUCUGCCAACUACAAGCAGCUGCGGAAGGGCGCCAAUGAAGCCACCAAGACAUUAAACAGAGGACUGUCUGAGUUCAUCAUAAUGGCCGCUGAUGCUGAACCUUUGGAGAUCGUACUGCACAUUCCCAUUCUGUGUGAAGACAAAAACGUGCCAUAUGUGUUUGUGAGAUCUAAGCAAGCUCUGGGACGAGCGUGCGGUGUGUCCCGACCUAUUGUGGCCUGCUCCAUUACGAUUAAUGAGGGCUCGCAACUCAAACCACAAAUACAAAGUAUUCAACAAGAGAUAGAGAGACUCUUAGUGUAGUGUGUAUGUUAAACACUAUAUUUUGAAAUACAAAAAUCAAAAUCUAA